CCAACAUGAAUCUGCAGAAUUGAAUUUAAUCGUCUAAUGGAUUGGUAUAAAAAACAGCAGAGACAAUUGUACAUAGUUUUGUCAAUAAUGGUUGCCAAGAGCGACGCACUCCGUCAUAUUGACAUAAGAUUCGUCAUUUGUAAGAAAUGGCAAAGAAAGGUCCUGCACAACUACAAGUUGAAAUUCUUACUGAUGAAGAAUGGGAAAGAUUUUUAGCUGAGAGAGAAGGAUUAUUAGUUGUUGAUGUGUAUUCUGAUUGGUGUGGACCAUGUGCUGCAAUGUCUGCUGUACUCAAAAAAAUCAAACUGGAAGUUGGGGGUGAUUUUUUACACUUAGCAAUGGCAAGAUCCGAUGAAAUACCUGCUCUUGAAAGAUUCAGAUCCAAAAGUGAACCAACAUGGAUGUUCAUAUCCAAUGGAAAACUCGUAAAUUUGAUGUUUGGAGCCGACGCACCGGCCUUGCAAAGAUUAGUGCUGGCCGAACUAAAAAAGGAAGAGUUAUUCCGUCAAGGAAUCGGCGAUCGUCCAGGUAUUGAACCACACGAACGUUUUGGUGAAGAAGUGGCGCGGUAUGAAGAAGAGCAAAGCAUUCUGAAGGCCAUCGAAAACAGAGAAAUCGCCAAAAAAGAAAAGGAAACACUUGACAGGAAAAAGAAAGAAUGCCAAAAUAUUUUGGAAAUGAUGGACAAUGUGGGGUUUGCGAUGAUUAUGCCACACGCGAAGCUAAAGUACAACGACGUUCUCGGGGAUGAGCUCGCUGAAGCUGGCCUUAUGAUUAAGGAACGAGAAAAGGUAAAUAAUGGUCAGCCAUUCAAUGUUGUAUUUAAAGUUAGUUUCAUUAAAGAUUUUCUACGUGAAAACACUAGAUAUUUUAUUUAUUAUAGUCGGAAUAUUGCACAAAAUGUCGUUUUCCUAAUAAUCCAUUUCCCAUAUUCCCCCCAGGUUCAAAUGACCGACUUCCUCCUAUCAGAAAUUUCGUUCUUUUGCACCGAACCCCCCUUUCCCGAAGUCUCCUUGGCCGAAAUGGAGGAAGACAAAUGCAUGGCACUUUUCCUUAAACCAAAACCCAACACGGAAAUCUCUAAAAUCGACAGAAUUAUCGCCCGGGUGGUUUUCGGUGAAAUGGAGCGACCUCCUGGUAGUGCCGGUUCUCCGUCUCAGCAACUAUACAAGAGUGCUGACUCAGGACACAUGGAUGAGAUUCACGUGGAAGAAAAAAUCGAAGAAGUCGAUAAAGGGGAAUUGGAUGACAGUGAAGAGGAAGACGAGGAGAGCAAGGAAAUAGAAGAGGAAGAAAUUGUUGAAGUGAUCAUAGAACGUAGCGAAAAUGAUCUAAUAGGAAUUUGGAUACCUCCAAAUGAAAGAGUUAAAGCAACCUGUCUAAAGCUCUUUUUUACAAAAUAUGUAUCUGACUGCUUAAUCCCGAUACCAGAACCAGAGCCAGACCAUUUAGCAAUAGUCUACGAGUUCUACAAAAAGGAAGCUGUGAAAAAGGUAAUGGAUCAACACGCAAAACACGUGAUGAGAUACGGAUUUUUUACCUCAGAAGACUUUUAUUCAACGAGAUUAGUGGCAAAAAGUUUUAAGAAAUUGAACGUUAAAGGUGUCAAUAGGACAUACGAAGAAAAAUUAAUUUUGCAAGUAUCAAAGAAGUUUAGCCAAUGUAUAUUGGACUUUGCGCAAGUUGGUCCUAUGUACAUGUCCCCUAACGCGGAAGAAGGAAAGAAAGAGUGUCGAAUAGUGUUUGGAGAGCAGUACGACGAACCAGAUCUUCCUGAUGAAGAAGAACAUGCUGUUGUUACACAUGCAAAAGAACCAGAACCUGUAGUUGAAGAAACACAUGAUGUUGAUGAUGUCGAUGUAGAGGAUAUACCAGAAGAAGUAGAGGGAGAAGAAGUACCACCUCCUCCUGCAACAGUACAUGAGGCACCACCUGCACUAGAAGCAGUACCAGUGGAGGAAGCUCCAGCACCGGCUCCCGCACCUGCGCCAGUGGAAACGGCACCUGUAGAAGAAGCUCCUCCGGACGAAGAUGAAGACGACGCAUAAUUAUAAACUCAUCAUAAUCUAUUAAUAAAACAUUUAAUUAACUUCUAAA
Molecule: messenger RNA, 2097 nt
Organism: Aethina tumida (small hive beetle)
Lineage: Eukaryota; Metazoa; Arthropoda; Insecta; Coleoptera; Nitidulidae
Exons: 7
Coding region: 147-2048 (633 amino acids)
Source: RefSeq, a predicted model, not a curated record